AUGGCUUCAACACAGGUUAGUGUCUUUGGGAGCUCUCAUUCUUUUCUUGGCGUGAUGGACAUGGCCAAGAAACCAGAAAUGGAAAUACCAGAAAUGUAUAUUCGCCCACAAGAACCUGCAAUUCCAUCAGAUGAAAUCACUUUGUCAGCUAUUCCCGUUUUUGACUUGAAAACCUUGGCGUAUGAAAAUGCUAGAGAUGCUGAACUUGACAAGUUGUACACAGCAUGCAAAGAUUGGGGUUUUUUUCAGGUGGUGAACCAUGGUGUUAGCUCUCAACUGUUGGAGAAGCUGAAACUUGAGAUUGAGAAAUUCUUCGACCUUCCCAUUGAAGAGAAGAAGAAAUACCAUGUGAGACCAGGUGAUGUUCAAGGAUACGGAACUGUGAUUAGAUGUAAAGAUCAAAAGCUUGACUGGGGAGACAGGUUCUACAUGGUGAUCAACCCUGUUGAAAGAAGAAAGCCAUAUCUUCUCCCUGAGCUCCCUGCAUCACUUAGGGAUACCUUGGAGUCAUACUUCAGAGAAUUGAGAAAACUUGGUAUGGAACUUCUUGGAUUAUUAGGAAAAGCCUUAGGGAUGGAGAUGAAGGAAGUGGAGGAGUUUUUUGACGAUGGGAUGCAGUCAGUGAGAAUGACAUACUAUCCACCAUGCCCAAAACCAGAAGUAGUUGUAGGGCUCACCCCCCACUCUGAUGCCACAGGCAUAACCAUCCUUCAUCAGGUGAAUGGAGUGGAGGGUCUGGAGAUAAAGAAAAGUGGGGUUUGGAUUCCUGUGACCUUUCUACCAGAUGCUUUUGUAGUUAACGUUGGGGACAUCAUGGAGAUUCUAAGUAAUGGGACCUACACCAGCAUAGUGCACAGGGCUGCGGUGAACAAAGAGAAGGAGAGAAUUUCUAUUGCCAUGUUCUUCAACCCUAAAUUUGAGGCAGAGAUUGGGCCAGUCAAAAGUUUGUUAAAUUAUGAGAAUCCACCCUUGUUCAAAAGCAUGUUGAUGGAAGACUACUUCAAAGACUUUUUCUCUCGCAAUCUUGACGGGAAAUCACACUUGGAGAAAAUGAGGGUGGUGAAAGAUUAA
Messenger RNA from Sphenostylis stenocarpa, 1071 nucleotides. The record is from the annotation of a GenBank genome assembly. Lineage: Eukaryota; Viridiplantae; Streptophyta; Magnoliopsida; Fabales; Fabaceae.